This is a messenger RNA of Geodia barretti, 427 nucleotides long. Lineage: Eukaryota; Metazoa; Porifera; Demospongiae; Tetractinellida; Geodiidae. The record is from the annotation of a GenBank genome assembly.
CAGUGGUGGCGUGAGGUGGUGGAGGAACACCGAGUGAGUGGCGGGAAAGCCCUGGCUCUCACUUCCCCGACAGCGGUCCCCUGAUGGGACGUUCUGCUCCACUGGUAGCUUACCUCCUGUCCCCCGAGAACAGUCAUCCCUGCCCCUGGAGAGUUGUUCAGAACGAGGCAGGAGCUCCGGAAUGCCUCCAUCGCAAUGUCAUGAAUUCACCAUCCCCAUCCCCAAAUCGUCGGCACCGUUUCACUCAUCGAUCACUUCACCCACUUUGAACUCCACUAUGCACCCACCCCAAGAAGGCAGCUCAGCUGUGGAAACUGGCACACGACGCAGUGUUUGCAGGUCUCAAGAAAGCAGGGAAGACCAUCGGCUACACAAACAACACUCCAGUCCCAGCCAUCGUAUGCCCCUCCCAUCCCCGCCCAGCUAA